UAAAGACCUGGACCCCGAAAUAUGUCCUCAUUCCCCAGCUGGCCCAGGGUGACCGUGAGGAUAGACUUGACAUCACAAUAUCCCUUUUCUGAGGAUUCAUGCCCUUGGAGGGUGGGGUAGGAGGAGGGGUAACCCUAGGAGAAGUCAUCACCACUUUGUCCACCGUGGGUGAAGUACGAAUCAGUAGCCAUGCCAGGCCUCAGCUGGGCCACAUCUGGAGAACUGGGGUGAGGGCACAACAUCGCAAAAUACCUGGCCCUAGCCUGGUCACUCAUCCCUUUUUGGGCAACAAGGAAACUAUCCUGUGGCAUGAGAACACAAUACCUGAGACAAAGGCCAGCAGAAACAUUUGCCUGCCUCUACCCUUUCUGCCCCAGCUUCCACCUGCACCCCAUCUGCCCGCCCACUAAAGCGCAUGUCGCAUGCCAUCUCUCGAACAUCCAGGAUGUCCCAGAGUGGAUGUCCUUCAGGUCUUUCGGCAGACAAAAAUAUCUCUUCAAGUGCCACUCAAGUGAUAGUGAAGACUGCAGGCAACCAGAAAGACUUUAUGGUAGCUGAUGACAUCUCGGUGAGGCAGUUCAAGGAGAUGCUAUUGGCUCACUUCCAAUGCCAAAUGGACCAACUAGUGCUGGUCUUCAUGGGCCGCCUUCUCAAAGACCAUGACACACUGAGCCAGAGGGGCAUCAUGGAUGGCCACACCAUCUACCUGGUCAUCAUGUCCAAGCAUGGCUCCAGAUCUCUAGCCCAUUCCUUCCAGGAUCUGCCAAUGAAUGAUCCCUGCCACUGGAACAGAAACACCAAAGGAAACAGCAGCGGGGUGCACCAACCAACUGGUAUGAAUCAAGCUCCAGUAGAAUUGGCCCACUUUGUGGGGCCUGAUGCACCCAAAGUGCAUACCCAGAACUUGGAAGUGAGCCAUCCAGAGCACAAAGCACAGAUGCUGGAGAAUCCUAGCAUCCAGCGGCUUCUGUCCAACAUGGAGUUCAUGCGGCAGUUCAUCUCAGAACAUUUAGACACUCAACAAUUGAUGCAGCAGAACCCAGAAGUUUCCCACCUUCUUGACAAUUCUGAGAUCCUAUGGCAGACUCUGGAGCUGGCCAGGAACCUUGCUAUGAUCCAAGAGAUAAUACAGAUCCAGCAACCUUCACAAAACCUUGAGUAUCCACUGAACCCACAGCUGUAUCUGGGCUUAGAGACAGUGCCAGGUGGGAAUAAUGCCCUGGGUCAGAACUGUGCUGACAUUAAUGAUCAAAUGCUGAACAGUAUGCAAUAUCCUUUUGGAGGAAAUCCUUUCACAGCUCUCCUGGCAGGACAAGUGCUGGAACAAGUCCAGUCUUCACCUCCACCUUCACCACCAUCCCAGGAACGACAAGACCAGCCACAGCAUCCUGCAACCCGAGUCAUCUAUAAUAGCUCUGGUGGUUUAUCUUCAAACACCUCAGUCAGUGACACCCCUAACAAGGUCAACCACACUUCCAAGGCCAACACUGCUAUGAUCUCCACCAAGGGCCAGAGCCAUGUCUGUGCCACUCGGCAGCCAGCUGGGAUACCAGCCUUACCUAGCAUAGAGCUUACCCAGCAGCUUCAAGAAGAAUACAAAGAUGCCACUGUUUCUCUAAGUAGCUCCAGACAGAUAUUAGAGGGUGAUCUCCAGCUGUCAGAUGAACAGACCAGCUCCCAUAUCACAGGAGGCAUGAUGCAGUCGCUUAUGAACACCCCCUACCUGGCAGCUCAGAUUAUGUUGUUCAUGAGUAUGCCUCAGCUGAGUGAACAGUGGAGGCAGCAGCUGCCCACAUUCCUGCAGCAGACACAGAUUUCUGAUCUUCUUAUUGCUUUAGCCAACCCUAAAGCAUUCCAAGCAAUAUUGCAGAUUGAGCAGGGCCUCUGGCUGCUGGCCACAGCGGCUCCGGUUCUUCUACCUUGGGUUGCACCUUACCUAUGGGGCUUGGGUUGGCUUUCUGCCCCCAGCUGCAGCUAUCCUGACACAGUGCUCUGUUCCUGGAAUGUUUUGGAUAUACCCGAGCCUAAGGGACCUGAGUGCUGCCACAAACCUGGAACAGUCCUGUAGAGGCUACAAUCCCCAGAUGGGGACCCUUACCACCCUCUGCAAGCUCCUGAGAUUCGUUUUAGCAAACAGAUGGAAUCUCUCCAGGCCCUGGAAGCUGGGAACCACCAUGCCAAUCUACAGGCACUCAUUGCUACUGAAGGGGACACCAAUGCUGCUACCCACAAGCUCAAGGGAUCCCAGAGAUUCUAACCACCAUGCCUACUUCUUUGCUUGCCACCUGUCUGUUGACCCACCUGACCAUCUCAUUUGCCUUUUCCACCUCUCCCGAUGCUUCCAGCCAAGAGAAGUCCUGGAAUAGGAGUUAUCAACCAGUGUGUCUUGUACUGAAUAAUAGAUCACUGGCCAUGGCUGGAACAUCUGUCAACAAAAUGGCUACACUCACUUGC
Mandrillus leucophaeus (drill) is the source of this 2454-nucleotide messenger RNA. RefSeq names its product ubiquilin-like (gene UBQLNL). Gene Ontology annotation, molecular function: polyubiquitin modification-dependent protein binding. The record is from RefSeq and is a predicted model, not a curated record. Gene Ontology annotation, biological process: ubiquitin-dependent protein catabolic process. Gene Ontology annotation, cellular component: cytosol. NCBI's taxonomy places the organism in Eukaryota, Metazoa, Chordata, Mammalia, Primates, Cercopithecidae.